This is a messenger RNA of Sceloporus undulatus (fence lizard), 3826 nucleotides long. RefSeq names its product RAB3 GTPase activating protein catalytic subunit 1 (gene RAB3GAP1). Gene Ontology annotation, molecular function: GTPase activator activity. Lineage: Eukaryota; Metazoa; Chordata; Lepidosauria; Squamata; Phrynosomatidae. Gene Ontology annotation, biological process: positive regulation of GTPase activity. The transcript has 25 exons. The record is from RefSeq and is a predicted model, not a curated record. The coding region runs from base 193 to 3153 and encodes 986 amino acids.
AAAAGCCCUUGAAGAGCACAGUUUGGGGGCCUUCACGCUGGUCUUCAAGGACCAGGCUUGUGGAGCGGGGCCUUUGCCAGCCGCCGGCUUCCCUUCCCUCCCCUCCCUUCAACGCUUAGCCUCCUUCCCAGAAUCCCUUUCGUUUCGGGACUGGGACGCGACGUCUUCUUUGGCGGCAGAGGGCUGCGCAAAAUGGCGGCCGACAGUGAACCGGAAUCCGAAGUCUUCGAGAUCACCGACUUCACCACCGCCUCCGAAUGGGAGAGGUUUAUUUCCAGAGUUGAAGAGGUUUUGAAUGACUGGAAACUUAUUGGCGUUUCAUCAGGCAAACCUUUGGAAAAGGGUGUAUAUACCACUGAAACAUGGGAGGAGAAAUCAGAUGAGAUUGCUUUUGCUGAUUUCCGUUUCUCUGUAACGCAUCAUUACCUUGUGCAAGAAUCCAGUGACAAGGAUGCAAAAGAAGAACUAGUGGAAGAUGCUCUUCCAGUUGCUAUGCAGGAUCUUCUCUGUAUGAAUAAUGAUUUUCCUCCCAGAGCUCACUGCCUAGUGAGAUGGUAUGGUCUGCGUGAAUUUGUAGUUAUUGCACCAGGAGCAAACAAUGACGCAAUUCUUAGUGAAUCGAAAUGUAAUCUCCUUCUGAGUUCAAUUUCUAUUGCGUUGGGGAACACAGGAUGCCAGGUGCCAGUAUUUGUGCAAAUUCAUCACAAGUGGCGAAGAAUGUAUGUUGGAGAGUGUCAGGGUCCUGGAGUCAGAACAGAUUUUGAAAUGGUUCAUCUUCGCAAAGUGCCCAGUCAGUAUACUCAUUUAUCAGGACUUUUGGACAUCUUCAAAUCAAAGAUUGGCUGCCCAUUAACUCCUUUACCUCCAAUAACCAUAAGCAUUAGACUUACAUAUGUGCUUCAGGACUGGCAGCAGUAUUUUUGGCCUCAACAGCCACCAGAUAUUGAUGCUUUAGUUGGAGGAGAAGUUGGAGGCCUUGAAUUUGGAAAGUUGCCAUUUGGCGCUUGUGAGGAUCCUAUCAGUGAACUCCAUUUAGCAACUACAUGGCCUCAUCUAACAGAGGGCAUAAUUGUAGAUAAUGAUGUUUAUUCAGACUUGGAUCCUCUUCAGGCACCUCAGUGGUCUGUAAGAGUUAGAAAAGCUGAUAAUCCACAAUGCUUAUUGAGUGAUUUUGUUACUGAAUUUUUCAAACUCUGUCGUCGAAAAGAAUCAACAGAUGAGAUUCUAGGAAGAUCAGCAUUUGAAGAAGAAGGCAAAGAUGCUGAUAUAAGCCAUGCUUUGUCAAAGCUCACGGAGCCAGCACCAGUCCCAAUCCAUAAACUGUCAGUGACAAAUAUGGUUCAUACUGCAAAGAAAAAGAUUCGUAAACACAGAGGCAUAGAUGAGUCACCAUUAAAUAAUGAAGUCCUCAAUACUAUCCUAUUGUGCUUAUUCCCUGAUGCUGCUGACAAAUUGACAGAUGGAUCUGAAGCACGAACUAGUACAUCAGCAGGAAGCCUUCCUCCCCCAGAUAAUGAAGACUAUAAUCUCUACAUCCAGUUCAAAUCUGCUCCUUCAGAUAGUCUGACUUACAAAUUGGCCCUCUGUCUUUGUAUGAUCAACUUUUACCAUGGUGGGGUCAAAGGAGUUGCACAUCUCUGGCAGGAAUUUGUCUUGGAAAUGCGUUUCAGGUGGGAGAACAACAUCUUUAUCCCAGGGUUAGCCAGUGGUGCUCCAGAUCUGAGAUGUUGUUUACUUCAUCAGAAACUCCAGAUGUUAAAUUGUUGCAUAGAAAGAAAGAAGGCAAGAGAUGAAGGGAAAAAAGUAAAUUCUGAUCGCUCUUCUGGUGACACUGGAAAACCUGACAGUUCAAAAGAGAGUGAUAAGGAAAAAGGAGAAGUAGGAAAAUCUUGGGAAUCCUGGAGUGACAGUGAAGAAGAAUUUUUUGAAUGCCUGAGUGACACAGAGGACCUUAAAGCAAAUGGACAAGAAGGUGGGAAGAAAGGGAUUGCAAAAGAUGGCAGCAAAGAGACUCUAGCAUUAAAGCCAGAAGGUCGACUACAUCAACAUGGCAACUUGACUUUGCUUCAUCCUGGAGACCCUCUCUAUGUUCCAAUAACACAGGAACCAGCUCCUAUGACUGAGGAUCUGUUAGAAGAACAGUCUGAAGUUCUGGCUAAACUGGGAACAUCAGCAGAAGGAGCCCAUCUUCGAGCUCGUAUGCAGAGUGCCUGUUUACUCUCUGAUAUGGAAUCUUUCAAGGCAGCCAACCCUGGUUGUUGUCUGGAGGAUUUUGUGAGAUGGUAUUCACCUCGGGAUUACAUUGAGGAAGAAACUGUGGAUGAAAAGGGAGACAUAGUAAUUAAGGGCGAGCUGAGUGCCCGAAUGAAGAUCCCAAGCAAUAUGUGGGUUGAAGCAUGGGAAACAGCAAAGCCAAUACCCGCAAGGAGGCAACGGCGACUUUUUGAUGACACUCGUGAGGCAGAGAAGGUGCUACAUUAUUUAGCAGUUCAGAAACCUGCAGAUCUUGCAAGGCAUCUUCUGCCUUGUGUCAUCCAUGCAGCUGUACUCAAGGUAAAGGAAGAAGAAUCAAUAGAAGACAUUUCUUCAAUAAAGAAGAUAAUUAAGCAGAUAAUCACCCAUUCUAGUAAAGUACUCCGGUUUCCAAAUCCAGAGGACAAAAAACUUGAAGAAAUCAUUGGUCAGAUUAUGAGUGUGGAAGCCACUAUUGCCCGUGCAAGGUCACUGAAAGCAAAAUUUGGCAUAGAGAAGUGUGAUCAAGAAGAGGAACGCAAAGAUCUAGAAAGAUUUGUGAAUUCUUUUCUGGAACAGCCAGAAGUCACAGUCAUCGGUGCUGGAAGAGGUCCUGCUGGUAUUAUAAUUCACAAGCUUUUUGUGAAUGCUCAGAGGCUGACUGAAUCUCCUGAGGAGAUUGCUGCAGUGAUGCCCCUUGAAGAUGAACUCAAGAGAUCUGGCUCCAUGGAUGAGAAACGUUUGAACUCUGGAACAGCUGCAGACUUUCCACCCCCAGCCGGGCGCGAGGUCAUUUUACGCACCACUAUUCCACGGCCUGCUCCUUACUCUAAAGCUCUGCCUCAGAGAAUGUACAGUGUUCUUACAAAAGAGGAUUUCCGACUGGCUGGUGCCUUCUCAUCUGAUACAACAUUCUUCUAAUGUCAUUAUCUACUGAACUGUGCUGAUGUAGUUUUUCCAUGGAAUUCUAUAUCUGCCCAGUUCUUUAAAGAUGAGGAUAAUUCUUUUUUUUGUAAAUUAGUAAUAAUGAAAUUCCUACCAAAUUAAAAUGUUGAACAUUUUCUCAUCAGAUUUUGGUAGAAUCUGAGAGUAUUCCUUGCUGCCCAGUUUCUGUGGAGACUGUCUAGCUGCUGGUGUUAAGAGGGCCUUCCUGGGAUGUUGACCAGGAUUACUCAUUUACAUCUACCCAAUGCAUUCCAGUUCAGCAGAUCUGCUUACACUGGAGAACAAAAAAUAGGAGAACUAUAUUAAUCUUGUGUAAAAUUUAAGUAUGGUGGUACUAGUAGACUUCCAUGGCAUUUUUGUGAAUGCUUGUCUGGUUCAAUUUUAAAGUGAGCAUUACAUAAACUGGUUCAAGCUAUUUAAAAGUGCAUAUAAAACUUAAUAAAAUGCAUCUUAUUUGUGGUCUAGAUUGCUGUAUACCUUACUUAAAAAUGGGCCAAAACCUUCCUUUAUAUAGUAUGACAGGAUUACUGUACCAGAGCACACCACCAGAAUUCUUGCCAUGGGAUGAACUGUAUUUAAACCCUGUGGAGUAGUAGCUUUGGACAUUAUACAUGUACCGAAAAGAAAGAAUAAAGGAUUAUUUUAAGUG